UUUUCGGUCCAGGGCUGACUUGGCCUUGACGGGUCACGUCGGUCAGGGUCAUUUUCCCUGGUCAUGACCAUCAGGGCCAGCUUCAAUGCCAGGUCAUCAGGUACAUUCUUCCAUUGGUGUAUACGCUUGGAUUGUGAUGGAGUUCCCCCCACUCAGGAAAUCAAAUUAACCUGGGAUCCUCGUGCAUGUUCCAGACUGACCGAUCUGGGCUCCACUUGUUUGCUCCUCCACCAACGAGACGGGCAUCGGUUUCUGAACGUUUCUUGCUUUCUUUCUUCUUUCUUUCUUCUGUUUUCUGUUUUGUCUUUCUUCCGGCUCUGUGGACCUGUUCUGUUCUUUUCCUGUUCCUGACUCUGCCAUACUCUCUUCGGAACUCUUGCCUCCCUCCUAGAGUCCUCCAUCCAUGCAGACAUCAUCUCCCCCGUGAUGGACCGGACAAUAUCGCCCCGGAGUGACAGUGGUCCAUCCUCCACAGACCAGUUUCUCAAACUUAUCCAGGAUCCCUUCAAAUCCGCGGUACUUUCAUCCCAUUACCAUAGUCGAUACUCCAUAAUCAUUCGUCUAACUCUUCUAGUUUCAAGUCAACGCCGUCUGGG
Messenger RNA from Aspergillus candidus, 596 nucleotides. RefSeq lists its product as uncharacterized. The coding region runs from base 64 to 351 and encodes 95 amino acids. The record is from RefSeq and is a predicted model, not a curated record. Lineage: Eukaryota; Fungi; Ascomycota; Eurotiomycetes; Eurotiales; Aspergillaceae. The transcript has a single exon.